UGGCAACACAUCACAAAACGUCAUAAAACGUCUGCUUGAAGUUUGAACUUGUUAUUAGAAUUCUGAUCAGUUUUGAAUUAAAAGUUGAAAAUAAAACGAUGGCUACUCCAAAAGGCGAAAAAGAUUUGCAUUUACCUUUAUCUAGAGUGAAAACAAUAAUGAAAAGUUCGCCCGACGUCGAAGCAGUAGGGGCUGAACCUCUGUAUUUAGUAACGAAAGUGACCGAAAUGUUUGUCACAGAUUUGGCUAAAAGAGCAUUCAAAAACAGUAAGAACUCGUUACUAGAGUAUAAACACAUUGCGGAGGUCGUUCAGGAAGAUGAUACGCUAGACUUUCUGAGGGAGAUUAUGCCUAGGAAGAUUACUGUUAGACAGUUCAAAGAACUUAUGGCUAAAAAGGCAGCGAAAGGCGGUGGAUCUGAUGAAUCAAGCGAGGAAUCCAGUGAAGAGGAAUCUAGUGGAGAGAGCUCCAGUAAUAAUGAACAAGACUGACAAAAACUGUAGUUAUUAGGAUAUUUUAGAUUUAAUUUUGUGGUUUGUUUCAUUAUAUUUAAUGGGCUCUCCGUCGGGUGCACAAAGAUCCAUUAAAUUGAAGCUUCUUUAAAUCUAUUUCUGACUCUUUCUUUGUCAACGACAUAGCAGUAGAUUUGAUGAAGUUUUAAUUUUAAGGGAUUUUUGUGCAACUGAUGGUAUGUUGAUAGUCCUAAGUUAGUGAUAUGGUAUACUGUGUUACAGGCUGCAACCUUCAUUCAUCAGUUUUAGCAUGCAGCGAUGGCAAAUGCUCAUGUCUAUAACUUAUUGCGGAUUAUGAUGAUUCAAGUACAAGAAACAUUAAAUAAUGUACAUUAAAUGUUGACAAAUGGAAGAGACUAUUUGUUAUGAUAUUAAAGAAUAGUUAAUAAAUUCUCUUUAAUAAAGUAUCUAAUAUUAUGUGAAUGAAUGAAUGGCUCUGACAAUCAAGAUAAUGAAUUCUGGUGCCUUGGAACAUUUAAUUGUAAACCAAUAUUUUACAGCUUGUGAUAUCUGUUCGCAACUUAAAUGAAAUAAUUCUGUGAUUGUCACAUUUUUGCAACAAUUCAAAAUAAAGUUGGUCAGUUUUAUUAUUCAGUUUGACCAAACAAAAA
This is a messenger RNA of Helicoverpa armigera (cotton bollworm), 1123 nucleotides long. RefSeq names its product chromatin accessibility complex 16kD protein (gene Chrac-16). The transcript is spliced from 2 exons. Gene Ontology annotation, molecular function: protein heterodimerization activity. Gene Ontology annotation, biological process: chromatin remodeling; DNA-templated DNA replication. NCBI's taxonomy places the organism in Eukaryota, Metazoa, Arthropoda, Insecta, Lepidoptera, Noctuidae. Gene Ontology annotation, cellular component: CHRAC; nucleus. The record is from RefSeq and is a predicted model, not a curated record. Bases 99 to 491 code for a protein of 130 amino acids.